AUGGUUCUUCCCAAAGAUGAGAUCGCGGCCUGCGCGAAGCGAAUCACGUCUUCUAAUGAUAGAAGAAGCUACAACGAUAUCGUGAAACUUGUGUCUCAAUAUCCAGACCUAUCGCAGUUAGACGAAUCAAAGUUUGAAAUAGAAGAACCUGCACUACGGUAUUUGACAAUGGCUUUGUUGCAAAUUUUCCGUAAGCUUUUUUCAAGAGGUCAACUAAACCCUGCUAAAGCAACCUCUGAAAAGGAGAAGCUCUUUUCCCAAUGGUGUCGCAAGGUCUACGGAUCCUACAAAGCUAAAUUGCUCCACUGCAUCUCAUCUAUACCCUUUGAAACUUCCCUGGCGCUUGAUUGCCUCGAUGUGUAUAUGCAGCUACUAGAACAAGAGGCCAUUUUCUUGGCCUCUCGGGACGGAGCUCCAUUUUUCCCUAAUAAGACUCUCAAAGCACUCAUUCUAGCAAUCUUCAAGUCUAAUAUUCAAGGCAGCGUUGACGCGACGGACGGACACUCGAAGAAUCCCAUAGUGCUUGAAUUUACUAGUAGCUAUUACAAAAAGUAUGUGGAUAUCCAAUACUACUUCCAAGCGGAACUGACACAACUGAUCACGGAUUCAGCAGUGCUUGAGGAUAUUGACCACACACAGCUCAUGGCCAAAUGGAUUUCUAUUAUGAAUCAUGACAAUCAUUAUUCGAGCAAAGACGCGGAUCUCGAAAUCUACGUUUCGGAACCUCCACAGGCCAUGGAGAAUGAGGCCCAAUACAAAUCUAAUUUGGAGAAGAACUGGCUCGCAUUUUUGAAUCUAAGUGGACUACCAGCCACUCAGUAUAAAACUACGUUACUCAUUCUCCACAAGAGAAUCAUACCGCAUUUCCAAACACCCACGAAACUCAUGGACUUUCUGACCGAUUCAUAUAAUCUUGGGGAUGACGUCGUUUCAUUGUUAGCAUUGAACGGUUUAUUCGAACUCAUGAGAAGGUACAACCUCGAAUACCCAAACUUUUACGCCAAACUCUACCAGCUGGUUACUCCUACUCUGAUGCAUAUUAAACACAGAUCUCGUUUUUUGAGACUGACCGAUCUUUUCCUGUCCUCUACGCACAUUUCGGCUAAUAUGGUCGCAUCAUUCAUCAAAAGGCUAGCACGUUUAACCUUGGAUUCACCACCAUCUGCCAUUGUUUCUGUCAUUCCGUUCGUGUAUAACUUAAUGAAGAAACAUCCUACUUGUAUGAUUAUGCUCCACGACCCAGACUUUGUAGUGGAUCCAUUUGCCACUCUCGACGAAAUUGCUCUAUUGAAAGAACGCAAGGCACAAUACGUCGAUCCGUUCCAAAUGGGUGAAGUUAACCCAGAGUUGACUGGCGCCAUCGACAGUUCGCUGUGGGAACUUGAAUCGCUAACUAAUCAUUACCACCCAAAUGUAGCAACGUUGGCCAAAAUAUUUUCCCAACCUUUUAAAAAGCACACUUACAACAUGGAAGAUUUUCUGGAUUGGUCCUAUGACUCCUUGCUUCAGGCCGAAAUUACUCGUAAACUAAAAGUCUUACCAGCUUUGGAGUUUGAAGAACAGGGAGCUGCAUUUGGGGAUUAUUUAAAAUGUGUAGAAUGGUAA
Molecule: messenger RNA, 1605 nt
Organism: Lachancea nothofagi CBS 11611
Lineage: Eukaryota; Fungi; Ascomycota; Saccharomycetes; Saccharomycetales; Saccharomycetaceae
Source: the annotation of a GenBank genome assembly